AGCAGCAUCUGAUUACAGACUCCAUAGGGGGAGGACCUUUAGGAUCCACCGGCACUAAAAAUACGUCUUUAUUUAAGUCUGGACUCAACCAAACACCAGACUUUACGGUCUGUUUUGGGAGGACUUGUGGACUUUUCACCGAACAAAACCGGAAAACUCCGAUAAUCCUCGGGAAAAAAAAUGCGCGAGCCGAGGUCGGAUUUUCAUAUAAACGUCUGAGUCUGCGCGUGAAACUGGUGAAAAACGGCACUUUUCUGGAGACUUCCAUGACCCACACCGGUGCGUUUUCAGCAUCGACGAAGUUCUGAGGUUGAAUCUUCCACUUCCAGGAGGAGACCGGAUUUGGGUUCGGCUUCACGGAUCCACGUCGAAGGAAACAGGGGGACCGUCUCCACAUCUGUUCCUGUCUCCUUACACUCAGGCCAGUAGAGACAAAGGCCGUCUUCCAUUUGGACAUUCAUCUUUGUUUUCAUUUCUUUUUAGUUUAUUAUUCAGCCGCCAUCAUUCCGUGCUGUAAGGCUGACACCAAAAUGUCUUCCAAUGGAGACCUCAGUGACCUGGGGAGCUCAGACAGCUUCUGGGAGCCCGGGAACUACAAACGCACAGUGAAGCAGAUUGCUGAUGGCCACCGGCUAUGUAAUGACCUGGUCAGCUGCUUCCAGGAGAGAGCCAAGAUUGAGAAGAGUUAUGCACUGCAGCUGAGCGACUGGGCCAAAAGAUGGAGGGGUGCAGUGGAGAAAGGACCCCAGUAUGGUACUUUGGAGAAGGCAUGGCAUGCCUUCAUGCAGGCAGCCGAUCGACUCAGUGAGCUGCAUUUGGAGCUGAGGGAUCGGCUGGUGAACGAGGACAGCACCAAGAUCCGCACCUGGCAGAAAGAAGCUUUCCACAAGCACAUGAUUGGAGGCCUAAGAGAGGUGAGAGAAGCUGACGACGGCUUCCGCAAAGCUCAGAAACCCUGGGUCCGGAAACUCAAGGAGGUGGAGUCCAGUAAGAAGAGUUAUCAUCAGGCCAGGAAGGAGGAGUGGACAGCAGUUACCAGGGAAACGCAUGCCAAAGCUGACCCGUCCAAGUCACAGGAGGAAGUCCGCAAGUACGUGGUCCGAUCGGAGCGCUGGAACCAAGAGGCAGAAAAAACGAAGGAGCGUUACAACAAGGCUCUAGAGGAGCUGAACCGCUGUAACCCUCGUUAUAUGGAGGACAUGGAGCAGGUGUUUGAUCUUACCCAGGAGGCUGAGCGCAAGAGGCUGUGCUUCUUUAAAGAAGUCAUGUUGGACAUCCACACGCAUCUGGACUUGUCCACCAGAGAAAGAUUCAUAGCUCUCUAUCAGGACCUGGGCCAGACGAUCCGAGCCGCCAAUGAGACCGAAGACCUGAGGUGGUGGAGAAACACACAUGGACCAGGCAUGAGCAUGAACUGGCCCCAGUUUGAGGAGUGGUCUCCAGAGGCGAGCCACAGCAUCAGCAAGAAGGCGCGAAGUGGUCACUCUGAGGACAACGUAGUGACCCUAACCAACAUUGUGUCAUCUGGGGAAGGGGAUGUCCCGCCCAGUCCCAUCACUCAGGACACCAACAGGGUUAAAGACUACUCGUCAGACUGGUCGGAUGAAGAGAGUCCUAAGAAGAUUUUGGUGGUGAAUGGUGUUGGGGAGACGGAGGACAAGGAGGAGCAGGUGGAGGGGGUGCCGGUCCGAGCACUCUAUGAUUACAUGGGCCAGGAGGCAGACGAGCUCAGCUUUAAAGCAGGAGAGGAGCUGCUGAAGUUGGGAGAGGAGGAUGAGCAAGGCUGGUGUAAAGGACAGCUGAGCAGUGGACGGGUGGGCCUCUAUCCUGCCAACUACGUCCAGCCGGUCACCUCCUGAUGCCCCGCCCACCCACCAGUCAAUCACAUAGCUACACAGAUGUCAGGACCAAUCAGAGGAUGCAAGUCUAUCCAUGCAGAUGAUUAUCCACCCACUCAUCCACCAGUGAGAGCAGACGAGUCCUGGAAGAACCGGGACACAAACAAGACGUCUGGGACUGACAUGGACACCCAUGCACAUGGAUGGACUUUUUUUUUUUUUUUAUACAUUUUAUUUACUCUGGACUUACUAUUUCAGUGAGAAUAGACUAUUUUUGUCAAUCAAUUACACACCCAAAAAAAUCCUUUAACGCUCUUAACA
This is a messenger RNA of Sphaeramia orbicularis (orbiculate cardinalfish), 2159 nucleotides long. It is a transcript of the gene pacsin3, whose product is annotated as protein kinase C and casein kinase substrate in neurons 3. The transcript has 11 exons. Gene Ontology annotation, molecular function: protein binding; phospholipid binding. The record is from RefSeq and is a predicted model, not a curated record. The coding region runs from base 531 to 1859 and encodes 442 amino acids. Gene Ontology annotation, biological process: regulation of endocytosis; plasma membrane tubulation; cytoskeleton organization. Gene Ontology annotation, cellular component: endosome; cytoplasm; plasma membrane. NCBI's taxonomy places the organism in Eukaryota, Metazoa, Chordata, Actinopteri, Kurtiformes, Apogonidae.